Anisakis simplex (herring worm) is the source of this 363-nucleotide messenger RNA. The record is from the annotation of a GenBank genome assembly. NCBI's taxonomy places the organism in Eukaryota, Metazoa, Nematoda, Chromadorea, Rhabditida, Anisakidae.
AUGCGUAUCUCUCAUUUAUUGUGGCAUUAUUGUCGGGAUGAAAGUAGUGAAUUGGAUUUGAUAUCGAAACGAAAAGAUUUGGCCAGAAGACAACAGGAGCUGGAACGUUUGGAGGAAGCGAAACGUCAACGUAUGGCACAGGUUGCGGCACGACGUGGUGAGCUACCCACUUCGAUAAUUGGUAAUGCACCGCCGCCACAAUCAGUCGGCGGCCCUCCACCGGGUCAAGUCAACUCGGGUAGUGGUGUACCACCACCACCUCCUUCUCGUGGUGAAUUCUUCGGUGCGGGAGGUACCACUCCCAGAGGUGCGCCUCCACCUCCUAGUCAUCAUCGUUAUACUACUACUAAUUCAUUUGGCUAA